Molecule: messenger RNA, 965 nt
Organism: Cynara cardunculus var. scolymus (artichoke)
Lineage: Eukaryota; Viridiplantae; Streptophyta; Magnoliopsida; Asterales; Asteraceae
Product: secoisolariciresinol dehydrogenase-like
Exons: 2
Coding region: 29-826 (265 amino acids)
Molecular function (GO): oxidoreductase activity
Source: RefSeq, a predicted model, not a curated record
CAAGAAACAAAUAUUUAGUGGCAGGAUAAUGGCUUCUUCGACUUCAAAACCAAGGCUUGAAAAUAAGGUAGCUAUUGUUACGGGUGGAGCUCAAGGGAUUGGAGAAUGCAUUGUGAGGUCGUUCGUAAAGCAUGGAGCAAAAGUAGUUAUUGUUGAUGUCAAAGAUGACGAGGGAGAACUGGUUUGCCAAGACUUGGGUGCAGAGUUUGUAUCUUUCGUUCACUGUGAUGUAACCCUUGAAUCAGAUGUAGAAAACGCCAUCAACACCACCAUCGCUAAGCAUGGACAAUUAGACAUCAUGGUUAACAAUGCAGGAAUAAUUGACGAGCCAAAACUUAGCAUUUUAGACAAUGAUAUGGCAGCCUUUGAGCGUGUUAUCAGUAUCAAUCUAACUGGAGUGUUCUUGGGAACCAAACAUGCAGCACGGGUGAUGAUCCCAAAAUGCAGUGGGAGCAUCAUCACGACUGCAAGUGUAGCUUCUAUCACGGGUGGGUGUACAUCUCAUGCAUACACAAGCUCAAAGCAUGGUGUGGUUGGACUAGCAAAGAACGUUGCUGCUGAAUUAGGAAAGUAUCAAAUCCGCGUUAAUUGCAUAUCACCCUAUUUUAUACCAACUCCACUGGCACUUAAGUUCUACUCCAUGGAUGAAAACUCAACUGCUUACUCCAACCUUAAUGGCAAGACACUUAGGCCACAAGAUAUUGCAAAUGCAGCUCUUUUUCUCGCAAGUGAUGAGUCAGAGUAUAUGAGUGGACAUAACUUGGUCGUAGACGGUGGUUUCUCCGUUCUCAAUCCUGCAUUUGGCUUGUUUUCGAUAGAAUCCUAAAUCCUCACAUCAUUCUUGUGUUUGGUGUGCUUGCGUCUGUUUCCUUGUUUUUAGUUGAAUAACGUCAUAUUUGCACACAGUUCUUAUAUAAAACUAUAUAAGCACAUGUGACAAAUUCUAGACAUCUUAUGUAAUUUAU